This is a messenger RNA of Abrus precatorius (Indian licorice), 1467 nucleotides long. RefSeq names its product phytosulfokine receptor 2. The record is from RefSeq and is a predicted model, not a curated record. Gene Ontology annotation, biological process: protein phosphorylation. The coding region runs from base 292 to 1407 and encodes 371 amino acids. The transcript is spliced from 2 exons. Gene Ontology annotation, molecular function: ATP binding; protein kinase activity. NCBI's taxonomy places the organism in Eukaryota, Viridiplantae, Streptophyta, Magnoliopsida, Fabales, Fabaceae.
GAAAAUAACAGGUAAUAAAUUUGAAAGGAGUUACAGAAUAGCUGAUCGGCAACAGACGAAAAUGAAGUGAGAAACGAACUCUACGAAACCUAACCCAUGCAUCAGUCAACACCAAUAAUGAACAGAACAGAACAAUUGAAGUCAACAAGAGUAUUGGGCUGGCAAACCUAAACAAAUCAGUUGACUGGUCUCCCACAACACCUUCCUCGAAAUCACAAUCCACUCUUUCCAUUCAAUGGCCACACCCUUCUCAACUCUAAAUCAAUUCACUUUCUCUCUCUAACCCCAACCAUGGAACGCGCUUACGAAGCCAUCCUAGCCGCCACCGCCAGCUUCUUCAUCGUCACCCUCCUCCUCGCCGCCAUCAUCAUCCUCUGCCACCACCGCAACUCCUCCAAAAUCCCAACCCCAACCACUCGCAUCCGAACCCGACCCGCUUCACACCACAACGCCUCCCUCUCCGUCGACGCCAGCUGGUCCUCCGACCCCAACCUCAUCAAGAUCUCGUGGGAGGAACUCGCACGCGCCACCGACAACUUCUCCCCUAACCUGAUCGUCGGCGACGGCAGCUUCGGCCUCGUCUACAAGGCGCGUCUCUCCACGGGCGCAAUCGUGGCAGUCAAAAAACUGUCCCCCGACGCCUUCCAAGGCUUCCGUGAAUUCACGGCGGAGAUGGAAACCCUAAGCAAACUCUGCCACCGCAACAUCGUGAGAAUCCUCGGUUAUUGGGCCUCUGGGCCCGAACGCUUACUCGUCUACGAGUUCAUCCAAAAAGGAAACCUCGAUCAAUGGCUCCACGAACCCUCCUCAAACGACGACGCCUCGCACGACCCCCUUCGCUUCCCCCUCUCUUGGCAAACCCGGGUCAACAUUAUUCGUGGCGUUGCACAUGGGCUUUGCUAUUUACAUAGCCUCGAGAAGCCCAUUAUUCACCGCGACAUUAAGGCUAGCAAUGUCUUGUUGGACUCCGAGUUCGAAGCCCAUAUUGCUGACUUUGGGCUUGCGCGCAGGAUCGAUAACUCCCAUUCCCACGUGUCAACGCAAUUCGCGGGUACCAUUGGGUACAUGCCCCCGGAGUACAGGGAUGGGGUUAUGGUGAAUGUUGUGAAUAAGAAGGUGGAUGUGUAUAGUUUUGGGGUGUUGAUGAUUGAAACUGCAUCGGGCCACAGGCCCAAUUUGCCCAUGAAGUUGGACCAGAAUGACAUUGGGAUGGUCCAGUGGGCCCGCAAGAUGAAGGAGCAAAAUGAGGAGAUGAAGAUGCUUGAUGCGAGUAUCUCCAGAGAAGGGUUGAGGGAGGAUAGUGUUAAGGAGUAUGUCCGUAUUGCUUGUGAGUGCACCGGUGAGUUACAGAAGGAAAGGCCCGAAAUGCCCCAAGUUGUCCAUUGGUUGGACUCAAUCCCCCUUUGAUAUCUCCUCCAAAUCAUAAUGAAGAGUGGGUAGUUCAGUUGAUGAGGGAAAAUUCUCACA